Molecule: messenger RNA, 1102 nt
Organism: Dothidotthia symphoricarpi CBS 119687
Lineage: Eukaryota; Fungi; Ascomycota; Dothideomycetes; Pleosporales; Dothidotthiaceae
Product: NAD(P)-binding protein
Exons: 2
Coding region: 175-933 (252 amino acids)
Source: RefSeq, a predicted model, not a curated record
CUCCUGUAACCCUUUGCCGAACACCCUCUCCUGUCUCUAGAAAUACUUGGCAGAAAGUACUAUAUUAGAUCACCGCCCAUGUCCCAAGAUAAUACUCGACUUGUGCAGAAUCAUCCCCAAACCCUCUGAGACGUCCAAUCUCACUCGCUCAACUGUUGAGGCUGCAUCCCAGUCAUGGCUGCUCCGUCUCCAACAAUUACCUUGAUCACCGGUCCGAAUCGCGGUAUCGGGCACGGGUUUCUCCAGGCUAUUGUAGCCCGUCCAAACAACCUUGUCAUAGCUGCUGUGCGAGAUCCUUUAUCCAAAGCAUCACGGGACCUUCAUUCUCUUCUCAAGGGCGAUGGCUCGCGAGUGAAACUAGUCAAGCUCAAUUCCGCCAUCGAAACAGACGCGGCCAAAGCUAUUGAGUCACUCAAGGCGGACGGCUUGGAACACAUCGACCGAGUAAUUGCAAAUGCCGGCAUCGGCGAUGUCUACAAGCCGCUCUUAGAAACCGACAUCAAGGACAUUCACAGGCACAUGGAUGUCAACUUCUUCGGCGUCCUAGCGCUGGUGAAGGCCGCAGUACCACUUCUACAGCAGGCUAAGGACCCCAAGGGCCCGAAGAUGAUCUUCAUCGGAUCAGGCGUGGCCAGCUUCGCAAAGAGCCGAGACUUCGUCGGCCCGUGGUUCUGCUACGGCGUCACCAAAACUGCCGUCCACUAUACCGCGUCUCAACUCCAUCUGGAGAACAACUGGCUGACCAGCGUGGCGCUCUCGCCCGGCUGGGUGCGCACUGACGGAAGCGCCGUUCUCGCGAACACGCUGGGCGUGCAGCCGCCUUUGAGCGUGGAGGACAGUGUCGACGGAUGCCUGAAGGUCAUCGACGAGGCCUCCCGCGACAAAUUCUCGGGGGAGCUAGUCGAGUAUAGUGGACAGGUUAUAAGCUUCUAAUGACCUUGUUGGGGGUUCAAAAAGCAUUGUCCCUAAGUUUCCAGCGGGACACGUCGCGCCACUUUCUCCGAGAUUGAACAAAGAAAAAGGGUGUAGCUAUGUAAAUACGACAUUCUGAAUCUGACCUUUGUUUCCCAGUUUCCAUCGUAUACUCCAACACCCAUCAGGU